AUGUGGGGACCCGGGGUCACGGCCGAGGGCCUGACGGUGGCGCAGGCGCCGCCGCCCGUGCUGCCGCUGCUACUGCUGCUGGCGCUGGCGCUGGUGGCGCCCUCGCGGGGCGGCGGGGGCUGCGCGGAGCUGGAGUGCGGCGAGCGGGAGCGCUGCUGCGACGCGGCCAACGCCACCGCGGUGCGCUGCUGCAAGCUGCCGCUGCACGCCUUCCUGGACAACGUGGGCUGGUUCGUCCGCAAGCUCUCGGGGCUGCUCAUCCUGCUCGUGCUCUUCGCCAUCGGCUACUUCCUGCAGCGCAUCAUCUGCCCCAGCCCACGCAGGUACCCACGCGGCCAGGGGCGACCCGGACAGGCGCGGCCCGGACCGCCGGGGGGCGUCGGGCUGCCGGGGGCCCCGGGACAACCCGACGACGACGAUGACUCGCCCACUCUGCUGCGCGACGAGGCAGCCGCGGGCUCACAAGACUCACUGCUGGACAGUGGCGGCGGCGGCCGAGGCCGGGGAAGCGGCGGUCGCUCGGUCCCCUCCUGCGCCUCGGAGCACGAGCUGCGCGUGGUCUCUCCCGUCUUCCUGCAGCUGCCCAGCUACGAGGAGGUCAAGUACCUGCCCACCUACGAGGAGUCCAUGCGGCUGCAGCAGCUCAGCCCCGGGGAGGUCGUGCUGCCCGUGUCGGUGCUCGGCCGCCCCCGAGGCGGCGGCGCCAGGGACGCCGACGGCGGCGAGGGCCGCUUCCCGCUCAUCUGA
Messenger RNA from Cynocephalus volans (Philippine flying lemur), 747 nucleotides. It is a transcript of the gene C1H3orf80, whose product is annotated as chromosome 1 C3orf80 homolog. The coding region runs from base 1 to 747 and encodes 248 amino acids. The record is from RefSeq and is a predicted model, not a curated record. The transcript has a single exon. Lineage: Eukaryota; Metazoa; Chordata; Mammalia; Dermoptera; Cynocephalidae.